Selaginella moellendorffii is the source of this 2379-nucleotide messenger RNA. Its product is annotated as pentatricopeptide repeat-containing protein At2g35030, mitochondrial-like. The coding region runs from base 1 to 2379 and encodes 792 amino acids. NCBI's taxonomy places the organism in Eukaryota, Viridiplantae, Streptophyta, Lycopodiopsida, Selaginellales, Selaginellaceae. The record is from RefSeq and is a predicted model, not a curated record. Gene Ontology annotation, molecular function: protein binding. The transcript has 2 exons.
AUGUCGGUGGUACCUUGGGGUGUUGGUCAUGGGAUCAGAUACAUAGAGCAUUUUGGUCAAGUGCAAAGGUUGAGUGGUGGGGAUGCCAUUCUCAAAGCUAGCAUACCCAAGUCUGGAAUAGAACUUAUGGAAAUUGUGCUAUUCUCUGGCAGGGAUUGCGACACGUUUCUGUCCAAUCGUCUCAUCGAGAUGUAUGGAAAAUUCGGGAGCUUACAGCGCGCGCGCGAGAUCUUCGAUUCCAUCCGCCACAGGAACUUCUUCUCUUGGACGCUCCUCCUCUCUGCGUAUGGCCGGAACGGCGAUCUGGGCCGCGCGGAGGAAGUCUUUCGCGCGAUGCCAGAAUGGAAUUGCUUCUCCUGCACAGAGAUGAUUGCUGCGUAUGCAGCGAGCGGUAAUCUCCACCGAGCAGAAAUGGUAUUCGCUGAAAUGCCGCUGCGAGAUUUGAUCUCCUGGAACACUGUGCUUGUUGCUUAUGCCAGAAGCGGGGAUCUUGAGAAGGCGAGAAAGAUCUUUGAUUCUCUUCCAGAACGGAAUGUCGUAUCGUGGACGUCAAUCCUAAACGCAUACGCACAGAAUGGCAACCUGGAUGUAGCGGCCAGGAUGUUUGAUAAGAUUCCAGGGUGGAAUCUCGUGUCAUGGAAUGCCAUGCUUGCUGCAUAUACCCAGAAUGGCCAAAUAGCGAAAGCUCACUUGCUGUUCAAUUCCAUGGCGGAAAGAGAUGUGAUCUCGUACAACACAAUCCUGACCGCAUAUGGCCAAUUCGGCCAUCUUUCCGAUGCGGAAGAUCUCCUGACCAUUAUGCCUGGCCGGAAUAUCGUCUCCUACAAUGCGAUACUGGCAGCGUACAUCCAAACCCGGAAUCUGGAAAAGGCGAGGGUCCUCUUCGUCUAUUACAUUCCGGAGCGGAAUUUGAUCUCUUGGAACUCGAUAUUGUCCGCAUAUGCCGAUCUCGGGCAUCUGGAAGAAGCUACUCAUUUGUUUGAAGCGAUGCCAGAGCGUGAUCUGGCGUCUUGGAACUCGAUGCUGGCAAUGCACAUCCGGAUCGGCGAUGUCGAGCAGGGCAAGCGAUUCUUCGAUCAGAUGCCCCAUCACAAUCUCAUCGCUUGGAAUUCGAUGCUCUCGCUGUUCGCGCAGCACGGGCAUCUCUACCAGGUCCUGUGUCUGUUCUAUGCGAUGCCUCUGCGAGAUGUGGUCUCCUGGACGGUAGUAAUCUCCGCCCAAAUCCAUAGGCGCCAAUUCCAGGAAGCGCGAUCGAUGUUCUUGGCAAUGCCGCGGCACGAUCUCGCCUCGUGCACGGCCAUGGCAGCUGCGUGCGCUGAUGCUGGAGAUUUGGAUCGAUUCGAGCAAAUCCUGGAAGAAAUUCGUGGGCAGCAAGAGCAGCUCGAUCUCGUCAGCUGGAACACCAUACUGAAUGGCUACUCGCAACUAGGUCUUAUAGACGAGUGUAAAAGAAUCUUUGAGAAGAUGCUCGAGCGUGAUCUAGUCACCUGGAAUGUAAUGCUUACUACAUAUGCCCGGGCUGGGCAUCUUGAUGAUGCUGGGAGAGUGUUCGCUGACAUGGCAGAGCGUGACCAGGUGACGUGGACGGCCUUGCUGGCAGCCUACGUCGCCAACAACAUCCUGGAUGCCGCGGUGGCGCUGUUUGAUAGCAUGCCGGAAAGGCACCCGUACACGUGGAAUGCGAUGCUAGCAGGAUAUGCCCGGAACGGGCAUUUAGAUCAAGCCAAGAAUCUCUUUGAUGCGAUGCCUGAGAGCGAUAUUUUUGCGUGGAAUACGCUUCUUGGCGGAUGGGGAGCGAUGGGUGAUGUUGCCAGCGCCCAAUCGUUUUUUGAUUCAAUGCCAAUCAGAGAUGGAGUUUCGUGGACAGCGAUUCUCUUAGCAAAUGCCCGGAAUGGGGAGUUGCAUACUGCUAGCAAACUCUUCGAUCGAAUGCCCGAGAGAGACGCCAUAGCAUGGAGCGCGGUGCUUGGAGCACACGCCACAGCCAGAGAAUCGCGAGUAGCGCUGGGCGAUCUGUUUGGAGCGAUGGCGGUGGAAGGAAUGGAUCCAGACGAGAGCUGCUUCACCUCUUGCCUGAUCUCGUGCAGCCGGAGGGGCGAAUCUAAGCGCGCGAGAGUUUGCUUCUUGUCGAUCAGUGGCGAUUUCUUCGCGGCGCCCACGAUCCAGCACUACUACUGCAUUGUGGAUUUGCUGCAUCGUGGAGGAUUGGGCUUUGAGGCUCAAGAACUUCUCACCACCAUUGCCCAAGCUCCAGUUCAAAUAACUUCACCAAUCGUGGAGGAGAACUUGAUCAUAUGGAUUUCUUCCACUGGGAGCCGUGUCAAUUGCCGAUCAAUGGACAUUCAAUGCGAGACAAAAGUCUUCGCACGUAAAUUUUGA